CCUACUCUUGCCCUGCUCCCAACAGGUCCAUGUCUUUCCUGUGCUGAGGACUCCAGAGCUGGAUGCAGUGCUCCAGGGGAGUCUCACCAGUGGAGCUGAGGGGCAGAUUCCCCUCCCUCAACCUCCUGGCCACACUGCUGGUGAUGCAGCCCAGGAUACAGCUCACUUGCUGGGCCCAUGCACAUUGCUGGCUCAUGUCCACCUUUUCAUCCACCAGCACCCCAAGUCCCCUCCAGGUCUGCUCUCACUCCUUUUAUUCCCCAGCCUGUAUUCAUGCUGGGGGUUACCUUGAACCAGGUGCAGACCUUGCACUUGGCCUUGUUGAACCUCAUGAUGUUCACAUGAGCCCCCUUCUCUAGCUUGUCUGGGUCCCUCUGGAUGGCAUCCCAUUCCUGAGGCACAUCAGCUGCACCACUCAGCUUGCUCUCAUCUGCACAUUUGCUGAGGCUGCACUGGAUCCCACUGUCUAUGUUAUUGAUGAGAUGGACUCCAGAGGGACAUUACUUGUCCCCAGUCUCCACCUGGACAUUGAGUUGUUGACCACUACCCUCUGGAUGUGACCAUCCUGCCAGUUCCUCAUUCACUAAGCAGUCCAUCCAUCAAAUCAAUCUCUCCCAAGUUUAGAGAGAAGGAUGUUGUGGGGGAUCAUGUCAAAGGCCUUAACAGAAGCCCAGAGAGACAACAUCUGUAGUUCUUCCCUUGUCUACUCGUCAUCAUAGAAGGCCACUAGGCUGGUGAGGCAGGAGUUGCCCUUGGUGAAGCCAUGCUGGCUCUCACCUCUCUGUCCUCCAUGUGCCUUAGCAUUGCUUCCAGGAGAAUCUGUUCCAUGAUCCUUGGCAGGCACAGAGGUGAGGCUGACAGGUUGUUAGUUCCCAGGGUCCUCCUUUCUACCUUUUUGAGAAGGGGGUGCAAUGUUUCCUUUUUUCCAGUCACCAGGGGUUUCAUCUGCCUGCCAUGACUUUCAGGUAUGUCGAGUGGCUUGGCAACGACAUCAGCCAGUUCACUCAUGACUCGGGUGCAUCUCAUCAGGUCUCAUGGACUUAAGUGUAUGUUCAGGUUCCUCAGGUGGUUACAAACCUGAUCUCUUACUGUAGAAGGGACUUUGCUUCCCCAGUGUGUCACAGCCUGUGCAUUCGGGAGCUGUGGGAAGAGAUGUUGCUGGUAAAGACUGAGGCAAAAGAAUUGCCGAGUACCUCAGCCUUGUCUGGUGUUACUAGUUUGCCAGUUGUGUUCAUCAGUGGGGGGUAUCCUUUCUUUGACCUUCCUUUUCUGGCUGACAUCCCUGUAGAAGCCCUUCUUAUUCUUUGCAGCCCUUGCCAGGUUCAGUUUCAGCCAUGCCCUUUACCUUCCUGACCACAUCCCCACAGAACUGGGCAGCAUUCCUGUACUCUUCCGAGGAUACCGGUCCCUUCUUCCACUGCCUGCGCAUUUCCUUCUUGCCCUUGAGUUGGACCAGUGGGUCUUGACUCAGCUGUGCUGGUCUCUUCCCUUCCGUCCCUCCUUUCUUACACGUGGGGACCGAGAGCUCUUGUGCUCUACAGAAAGUGUCCUUGAGAUCUGCCAGUUCUGUUCUUCCAGUGUCGCUGCCUGCAACUGGAAGGACAGAGGAAAAAACUACCUGUGCAAGAUCCUCUUAAAAUGGCAAGGCCAGGAAGUCUCUUGAUUGCCUUUGGACUAGGAGUUGCGGCCACAUCAAAGAGGAACGUGCUCCGCUCCGGAGCAGCUUCCCCCAGCACCUGGUGCUUUCCUGUGCGUUCCGCUCUCCAGGCCAGCAUGGUGCAUUCGCUGAUUGAAGCGUAUUCCUUGCUUGACCAGAUGAGGAUAGUCAAGCCAAAAACAGCCUCCAUGGAGGAGAUGGCCAGCUUCCACACGGACGCCUACCUGCAGCACCUGCAGAAAGUCAGUGAGGAGGGGGAUGAUGACCAUCCAGAGUCCGUGGAGUACGGACUGGGUUACGACUGCCCAGCUACCGAAGGGAUCUUUGAGUACGCGGCAGCCGUGGGAGGAGCCACCAUCACCGCAGCCCAGUGCCUGCUGGAGGGCAAGUGCAAGGUAGCGAUUAACUGGCCUGGAGGGUGGCAUCAUGCAAAGAAGUGUUGUUUUCACAGAGAUGAAGCUUCUGGCUUCUGUUACCUCAACGAUGCUGUCCUGGGGAUCCUGCGGUUGCGCCAGAAGUUUGACCGUGUCCUUUAUAUCGAUUUGGAUUUGCAUCAUGGGGAUGGAGUUGAAGAUGCCUUUAGUUUCACCUCAAAAGUCAUGACUGUUUCUCUGCACAAGUUUUCACCAGGAUUUUUCCCAGGCACUGGUGAUGUGACUGAUGUUGGCCUGGGGAAGGGUCGCUAUUACAGCGUGAAUGUGCCUAUUCAAGAUGGCAUUCAGGAUGAGAAAUAUUACCAGAUCUGUGAAACCGUGCUGAGGGAGGUGUACGCCGCCUUCAGCCCCGAGGCAGUUGUGCUGCAGCUGGGGGCAGAUACCAUGGCUGGAGACCCCAUGUGCUCCUUCAACAUGACGCCCGUGGGAGUGGGCAAGUGCCUGAAGUAUGUCCUGCAGUGGCAGCUGCCCACUCUCAUCCUGGGAGGAGGAGGCUACAACCUUGCCAACACAGCUCGCUGCUGGACAUACUUGACUGGGGUCAUCCUUGGGAGAACACUGUCCUCCGAGAUCCCUGAUCAUGAGUUCUUCACAGAGUAUGGACCCGAUUAUGUGCUGGAGAUCACACCAAGCUGCAGACCAGACCGCAACGAGCCACAGAGAAUUCAAGAAAUUCUUAACUCUAUCAAAGGGAAUCUGAAGCAUGUUGUUUAGCGGAGUAGGAAGGCUCAGGUUUCUGCAAGAGCAUUUUCCAGGGGGAAGACGGCCUGUUUGUAUGAGCAGCUGGUGAAGUUUGUGGGUAUGGGGGAAAUCUGGAAGAAAUUACUGUUGGUUUGUUGAUUUUGUUCUUUUUAAAGACAAAGCUGCUGUGCACCAUGAACACCGUGGCUCUCCCCAGGCAGUAGUGUGGGCCCUCCAGCCACAGCCUUCCAGUGCCAGCAGAGUCUCCCUUGCUCCUUUCUCUUUACUUUUUUAACACCACAGACUUUAUUCUCACAACUGAUUGAAAGUGUUUUUUAAGAGAGGGGCUGCUCAGAGCUGUGAACCCUCCCCAGCUGGAGCCCAGUGCCACUUUGCUUUCCUGGCAGGGGAGCAGUGCUGAGGGCCUGCUGGGGCCCAGGGCUCAGCCUUGACCUCUUACCCACACAAAGGCGCAGCCGCCGUGUUUUUAACUGGGAUUUUUUAUUUUUUAAUAAAGUAUUUUAAAUACUC
Molecule: messenger RNA, 3303 nt
Organism: Apus apus (common swift)
Lineage: Eukaryota; Metazoa; Chordata; Aves; Apodiformes; Apodidae
Gene: HDAC8
Product: histone deacetylase 8
Exons: 11
Coding region: 1639-2805 (388 amino acids)
Molecular function (GO): histone deacetylase activity
Source: RefSeq, a predicted model, not a curated record